CGUGUCUGCGAAGACGGUUCUCUUGUGUAGUCCGAACCUUGCAUAUUGCUGCUGAACAAACCACACUUGCUUUUGCCCUGACGGGCGUUUCUUGAAACAAACCCCCUCAAAAUGAUGAAUAUCUUUCGCCUCGCGGGUGACAUGACUCACCUGCUGUCGAUUAUCGUGCUGCUUCUUAAAAUGAACGCAACUCGGUCAUGCAGGGGUGUCUCGCUCAAGACACAGGAGCUUUAUGCUGUGGUGUUCGUGUGCCGGUACCUUGACCUCUUCACCAACUUCAUUUCGUUGUACAACACGGUCAUGAAAUUAAUCUUCCUGGCCUCCACUUUCACCAUCAUCUAUUGGAUGCGGUUCCAUAAGGUCAUCCGAGUAACCUACGACCGUGAGCAGGACACAUUCCGCUACCAGUUCCUGGUGCUGCCGUGCCUGGUGCUUGCAAUGGUGCUUAACAGCGAGUUCACAGUGAUGGAGGUGCUGUGGACCUUUUCCAUCUACCUAGAGGCAGUGGCCAUCCUGCCUCAGCUGGUGCUGCUGCAGCGCACCAACAAUAUUGAUAACCUCACCGGCAACUACGUGUUUCUGCUGGGCUCGUACCGCGCGCUGUACAUUCUGAACUGGAUCUACCGCUUCAUGACGGAGCCCAACUACCGCCAGUACCUGGUCUGGAUCUCGGGCAUUGUACAAACAAUUGUCUACAUCGACUUCUUCUACUACUACAUUAAGAGCUGGCGGAACAAUGAGAAGCUGUCGCUGCCAGCUUGAAAGGCAGGGCAGCCCAGCUGUUAAGUGCUUUUUUUUGUAGGUCGUCAAUAUGGCAGCAUUCGCCCCCACGUGUUUACUGCAGUCGCUUAUGAGCGCGUGGUUGUGCUGGAGAUUGUCCCUUGUGUGUGAAAAUCAAUGCGUCUGCGUUGAAUAUGGAUAGCCAGCCGCUAGAUGACGGCCCGGAACCACUAAGCAGGAGUGCGGCAGCAGUGUUAGUCAAUGGGAGAGCAUCUGCCAGUCGAGAAUGGGGCCAACAGCUGCUAAUGGAAGAGGACUGCCUGGCUGAGUGCAUGAACACGUUGCGUUCCUAGUAGGCCCUAUGACGGACAUCGCCGCCCGUGCAUGGUUAAACACCUUGACGGGGCGGAAUUCGGUGCCGUUGCCUGAAGGUAUGGUGAUAUGGCGGUCGGCAGGGCUAGGCGACACUUCGUAGGCAAGGGAGGUCAUGUGAGAUACUCAGCAUGGCUGCAUGGCCAUGAUGAACGAGUGGAGCCUUGUCAGAGAUUAGGGAGAAAGUAACGUGUUGGUGCAUCGGUGCCAAGGAGGUGGUUUUUGUUAGGCGCAUCAGCUGCCAAAUUUGAGUCAACAUGGAGCUGCAUGGACCCACAGGAGCGUGGACGACGUGUGUUUAACAUACGCACAUGAAUCCACUUAUCCCAAUGCAGCAGUCAGUCAUCGACGCUUGGCGGCUUGGUGCACAAUAGUUGCCGGCAUGUGCCCUGCCAAGGUUUUCCUGUUGUCCAUCUGCCUUUUCCGCCAGCGAGGUCGGAGCUUCGUGUGUUGCGGCACCUUUUGACGCAUGACUGCAAAUGCUUGUCUAGCACAGUGUGUACAGAGAUGGCCAAAGGGGCUGCUGGGGCUAAAGGGGUGCUCCCAGGCACCCGUGCCACACGAGGCGCAUGGCAAUCAGUUUUAUGGCGAAAGUUUUACGGCGAAAGCGCAAAAGCAAGCUGCACGGACUCUCCUGAUGUCAGACUUCCACCACGGCAUUACCGGUGAAACAGAGGCUUUCGGUCUUUGCCUGUCAACUCAGUAACUUCAGAACCCCCGAACUUA
This is a messenger RNA of Chlamydomonas reinhardtii, 1818 nucleotides long. RefSeq lists its product as uncharacterized. Bases 112 to 762 code for a protein of 216 amino acids. Gene Ontology annotation, cellular component: cis-Golgi network; membrane; endoplasmic reticulum. The transcript is spliced from 6 exons. Gene Ontology annotation, biological process: endoplasmic reticulum to Golgi vesicle-mediated transport; protein retention in ER lumen. Gene Ontology annotation, molecular function: ER lumen protein retrieval receptor activity. Lineage: Eukaryota; Viridiplantae; Chlorophyta; Chlorophyceae; Chlamydomonadales; Chlamydomonadaceae. The record is from RefSeq and is a predicted model, not a curated record.